Rhinocladiella mackenziei CBS 650.93 is the source of this 1647-nucleotide messenger RNA. RefSeq lists its product as uncharacterized. Gene Ontology annotation, molecular function: transmembrane transporter activity. Gene Ontology annotation, biological process: transmembrane transport. The record is from RefSeq and is a predicted model, not a curated record. The coding region runs from base 1 to 1647 and encodes 548 amino acids. Lineage: Eukaryota; Fungi; Ascomycota; Eurotiomycetes; Chaetothyriales; Herpotrichiellaceae. The transcript is spliced from 2 exons.
AUGGUCUCAGACACCCGUGAUGUGGUUCCCGGGACCAUUCAUCUGGUUGAUACGGAGCAUCACACCAGCCAUCACCACGACAUUGUUCUGAAUCCUCGUCCGAGCGCUGAUCCUGAAGAUCCUCUGAACUGGAAACCAUGGCGUAAGCAAUUGGCCAUCUGGAUGGUGUACACCUAUAUUUUCGGCCUGGCCAUUGCUACCACGGUCCAAUACUCCAUCCUUGCCGACAUCGCCGAAGAGACUGGUAUCUCCAUUGCAAAUCUCAAUACUGGCACGGGAUUGAUGUUCUUGUUCCUCGGUUGGGGUUGUCUGAUCUGGCAGCCAAUCGGGUUGGUCUUCGGCCGCCGUGGUGUCUAUGUCCUCACAAGCUUGCUCACGAUCGGACCCAUGGUCUGGACAGCAUAUACUCGCUCAGCUGGAGAGUGGUAUGCUCACCGAAUAUUGAUUGGGCUUGCUUGUGCUCCAGUUGAAUCACUGCCCGAAGUGUCGGUGCCGGAUCUCUUUUUUGCCCACGAGCGAGGAUUCUACAUUGGCAUCUACGCACUCUUUGUCUUUGGAGGAAACGCCCUGGCCCCCUUUUUGGCCGGAUUCGUUGCCGAUGCCUACGGAUGGCGAGCCGCCAUCUGGUUUGGUACCAUUGUACUCGCCGUGACUACGGUCAUCAUUUAUUUUGGCCUCGAAGAGACGAUGUACUUUCGCGAGACGAUUGAAGGAGUUGACGAAGGAGAUGCCAUCCAUGAAGAACGACAAUCCAGCAAGAUCGUUUCCGAGACUGACACACCGACCGAGAAGAAUGGACCUGUUGCUAAUGUGGAAAGUGGACUUUCCUCUCCACCAGCCGAACGCGUCUCUCGCUACCCGAAGCCUCGUACAUACCUCCAGAAACUGUCCCUUUUCCAAAACUUGCCGGGUCGUCCUUCAGUCAAGCAAAUGUUCGUUAUGAUGUACCGACCACUCCUCGUCUUCUUUUACUUCCCAUCCGUCGACUGGUCUGGUUUUCUCUAUGGAAGCAACCUAUCCUGGUAUACCGUUGUCAAUGCAACCAUGAGUCUAAUUCUCAGCGGCGCCCCUUACAACUUCGCCCCAAGCAUGGUUGGCACGUCAUAUCUUUCGGUCUUCACGGGCGCUCUACUCGGUGCGCUUUGGGCUGGAUGGGUUGGAGAUAAAGUCGCCUUGUAUCUCGCUCGUCGCAAUGGCGGGAUUCGAGAACCGGAACAUCGCCUAUGGACACUUCUUGUCUCCGGUGCCAUCGGUGCGGGCGGCUUCAUUCUCUGGGGGGUGGGUGCCGCUCAUCAAGUUCACUACAUGGGACUGAUCAUCGGCGUGGGAAUGGUUGAGUUUGCGGUCGUGGCUGGUGCUUCGGCUGCCAUUUCAUAUGACGUUGAUUGCUUCAAAGAGAUUGCAGGCGAGACUUUGAUUCUUGUCAUUGUCAUCCGCAACACCAUGGGGUUCGGUUUCUCGUAUGGUAUCACACCAUGGCUGGACGAUCAGGGACUGGUCAAGACGUUUGUUGCUGUCGGCAUGCUCUCGCUUGCAUGUACUUUCAGUUUCUUGAUCUUUAUCUUCUUUGGUAAAAAAUUGCGAAAGCUCUCAGCCAAGAAGUACUGGCAAUAUGUCGAUACACUGGUGGGUGGCGGUGCGCAUUAA